This is a messenger RNA of Aspergillus mulundensis, 1119 nucleotides long. RefSeq names its product 3' exoribonuclease family protein. The transcript has 2 exons. The record is from RefSeq and is a predicted model, not a curated record. Lineage: Eukaryota; Fungi; Ascomycota; Eurotiomycetes; Eurotiales; Aspergillaceae. Gene Ontology annotation, biological process: U4 snRNA 3'-end processing; poly(A)-dependent snoRNA 3'-end processing; nuclear mRNA surveillance. Gene Ontology annotation, cellular component: cytoplasmic exosome (RNase complex); nucleolus; nuclear exosome (RNase complex). The coding region runs from base 1 to 1119 and encodes 372 amino acids.
AUGCUUAAGAGGGCGGAGCUAAGCAAGUCUCCACCCAAAGCAAACAGUGCAAACUUUCUCAAAAUUGUAGAUUCCGCUUUGGCUGCGACGACAGCUCCAAGUUUCAAAUCACUCUUAUUCGAUCGUUCUCGGUCGCUCAAGGAACUGCCGGCAGUUGAGACAUGUGUAAUGACUGACAGACGAAGAAUCAAUGGGCCGCCUGGCGGCACCCGGCCUCCAGUCUUUUCCUCUGCCACUGUGACUACGGCGGAGCGACCACAGCGACAAAGGCAGCCGAAUGAGCUGCGGAAGAUCUUCCUCAAAACCGGUCUGAUCCCUUCUGCCUCUGGAUCCUCAUACCUAGAAUUUGAACCCUCAGCAUCUCUUUCCGCUGCACGGGCAUCUCCCAAAUUCAUAACGCCUCCCUCUUCCUCCUUGAAGCUCGCAUGCACGGUCCACGGGCCUAAACCACUCCCCCGAUCCGCGACAUUCUCUCCCAACCUCGUCCUCACUACCCACGUCAAAUACGCCCCAUUCGCCGCUCGCAAGCGCAAAGGGCACAUCCGCGAUGCCAGCGAGCGUGAUCUGGGCGUACACCUCGAGACAGCGCUCCGUGGCGUGAUUGUCGCAGAGAGAUGGCCGAAGAGUGGACUUGAUAUCACCAUCACGAUCUUGGAAGCCGAGGACGAUCGGUGGUGGGGAGACGCACCGGACUCUCAUGAUGCGGCGUGGGGCAUGAUGAAUGUUCUGGCUGGAUGCAUCACGGCUGCUUCUGCGGCCAUCUCUGACGCCCGGAUCGACUGUCUUGACCUCGUUGCUGGAGGUGUAGCUGCUGUGGUUGCGGAUGAGACUCCCGAUGGAACUGCUGCUAGGUUGAUGCUGGAUACGGACCCGGCGGAGCAUCAGUCAAUACUGUCGGCUUGUGUGGUUGCUUAUAUGCCUGCGCGGGAUGAAAUUACCGAACUCUGGCUAAAGGGGGACAACUCGAAAGCCGCGGUUGGGACAACAGAUCAAAAUCUUAGCCACGAGGCUUUGAUAGAUGGCGCUGUAGAUGCCGCGCGCGGGGCACACUCGGUUCUUGCAGAGGCUGUUCGGGAAUCGGCAAUGCGGUUUGCUGGGCUGUCGAGUGGCACUGCAUAA